GACGUCACGCUGAGCCCGGUGAAUUCGGAUUGGAUGGAAUUAGCCGGAGGCCGGGUCACGUGUGUGCAGCAGAGAUCGUGAUCUGCAGAGCGGUGCGGGGCGGACAGUGAGCGAGAAGUCCGGCCAGAGGCAGGAAUCAAAAUGGGUGAUGUGGAGAAAGGGAAGAAGAUUUUCGUCCAGAAAUGUGCCCAGUGCCACACUGUUGAGAAGAAUGGAAAGCAUAAAACGGGACCAAAUUUAUGGGGUCUCUUUGGUCGCAAAACAGGACAGGCUCCAGGAUUUUCCUACACUGAUGCAAACAAGAGCAAAGGUAUUGUGUGGGGAGAGGAUACUCUGCUAGAAUAUCUGGAAAACCCUAAAAAGUAUAUACCAGGAACCAAGAUGAUUUUUGCUGGGAUUAAGAAGAAGAAUGAACGCUUGGAUCUUAUAGCCUAUUUAAAACAAGCAACAUCGGAGUGAUUAGUC
Molecule: messenger RNA, 465 nt
Organism: Rana temporaria (common frog)
Lineage: Eukaryota; Metazoa; Chordata; Amphibia; Anura; Ranidae
Product: cytochrome c, somatic
Exons: 3
Coding region: 142-459 (105 amino acids)
Biological process (GO): mitochondrial electron transport, cytochrome c to oxygen; mitochondrial electron transport, ubiquinol to cytochrome c
Cellular component (GO): mitochondrial intermembrane space
Molecular function (GO): electron transfer activity; heme binding
Source: RefSeq, a predicted model, not a curated record